This is a messenger RNA of Vitrella brassicaformis, 2302 nucleotides long. Lineage: Eukaryota; Vitrellaceae. The record is from the annotation of a GenBank genome assembly.
GGUGAGAGAGCAAACAACAAACGGCGACGGAGAGAGAGGCUGUGGCCUUGCGCUACUGCUGCUGGGCUGCCGCAUCCACGCCCGCAGAAGAGCUGCGCUUGCAAGCUAUCAUCGACCCCUGCAGAUCUUGGGCCCAUUCCGACGUUGCAGCCGUUCCUGUGUCCCUCCACCUCUCUGUGUGCCACUCACUAUGAGUGUACGGCUGCUGCUUCCGUUGGUCGGUUCUCUUCUGCUGCGGCAGGCGGCUGCCCAUGCAGGCCAUCUACACGCGGGAGGCUCGGAAGAGGGAGAGACCUUCGGGCUGGGGUCUGCAGCAGCAGCAGCAGCAGCAGGGAGUGGGGGUGGUGGUGGUGCGCAGCUGCAACAGGAACAGAUGACUCAGCCGUGGUACGGCUUGGCUUUUGGGGUGGUGGUAGUGUCGGCCUUGUCGCAUCUCGUUGGCCUGCUCUUUGUCUUCGUCCCGCACAUCCGACAGGUGGGCAGUGGGGAGGGAGGAAACAUGGAUACGGGUGGAUUGGCUCAACUGACAUGGAUACGGGCGGAUUGGCUCAACUGACAGUGAUGCAAGUGUUUGUGUUGUGUAUGCAGGCCUACUUUGACAAGUCUCGGGCGUCGUCGGCGGCAAUCUGCUGCCUCCUGGGCGGCUGUGGGGGCAUAUUGCUGCAGCUGGGCAUUACCCUCUUCGCCGACUCCAGCUCCAUCUUCGAUAAGGCCGUCAGCAGCAACGGCAGCGCCUUCGCCACCUUGUCCUUCUUCGCCGGCAUGGCUGUGGUCGCCCUCUGUGACGUGAUAGUGCUCUGCUUCACUGCGAGGAGGCGGGGCUCUCAGCAGCGAAGGAGGGCUCAGGAGGCCGGGGAGGGGUACAAGCCCACCGCUUCCAUCUCUAGGGAUGUGACGACGGCCAACGGUUGCAGCAACGACGGACCGUCAUGCCCUGGUGUGCCGAUGAAGGACCGACUGCAACCGGGGAGCAACGGUGAUGUGGAGACGGGCAGGAAUGAUGCAGCAGCAGCAGCAGACGAAGAGGGCUUCUCAGCCGUGCCGACGAUGGAGGCGAGGACCGAUGUGACAACAGAUGGGUCGGUCACGCCGCCAGCCAAGGCGGCGAGUGACGGUGCCAUUGACCGCCUCGCUCGAGCGGGCAUCAUCGCCAGCAUCUCGGUGGCCUUGCACAACCUUGCAGAGGUCAGUCAGCUCAGCCACAGCCGUGUCCUUCAUGGCGAUGCUCUGAUGCAUCUGUGUGUACUUGUGUGGCCAUACAGGGCAUAGCGGUGUUCCUGUCAACGGCGCUCUCCCCGUCGCUAGGGGCUGCCCUGGCCGUCGGCAUGAUCAUCCACAACGUUCUGGAAGGCUUUGCAGUGGCGGCCCCCAUCUACGUGUCGUCAGGUCUCCGCAAGGCCCUCCUGGUCAGCACCGUGCCCGUCGUCACGGAGAUCGCGGCCGCCGCGAUUGCCUACGGCGUGCUCAUGGCCCUGGGAGCGGACGUGCAGGUGCCUCUGAGUCUGUACGGCGCCCUGUUUGCGAUUGCUGCGGGGAUGCUGGCGUACAUCGCUCUUGCGCACAUGCUGCCAGCGUCCCUGAAGCUGGCCAACUCGGCGGGCGCGAGGGAGAGUGCCGAGAGGUGGUGCAUCGGGGGCCUGAUAGUGGGGAUGCUUGCGCUGUCACUGGUGGUGCUCGCCAUCGACAGCUAGAUAAACAGCGGUCGGAGAGAGGCGUGGCUUGUCUAAGACACUGAGUGUAUUGCGUGUGGGUGGGUGGCUGCGUGGAUGGGAUGGGGCGAUCUGUAUGUGUCGUUUGUCAAGUGAGACCGUGACUGACUUGACAGAGUCGGCCGGGGCGGGGCCUGUCUGUAUGUCGGUCUGCCUGUCUGUGUGUCUGUGUGUAUGCCUGUGUGUCUGUAUGUCUGUAUGUAUGCCUGUCUGCGCGGACUCUCAUUCAUCUGCAUCGUACGUAUCGCUAUGUAUCGCUUCUUAAUUGCUUCUUCCAUCCACUGGGGCGUCUCGUUUUUGGUUCUUCCUUCGUGUGAUGAUGAUGGGUGUGGUGUGUGUCGAGCGACCGACACACUGGGGGCUGAGCGUUGGCCGUCGGAACGGCAUUGCGGGGCGCGGUGAUGCCACCGAGAUAUUGGUGUGUGUGAAUGGUUGGUUGCGUUUUGGCUGCGUGUGUGUGGGGCGGGCUGGGCUGGGCUGGUGAGACAGACGGUCGGUCGUAUGUGUUCAUUCGCAUCUGAGCGGAUCGGAUGGACAGACAGUACAAAGAUAUUUAUUUAUUUAUCGUUCGUAUGAACGUACCUACAGCAUUG